Molecule: messenger RNA, 201 nt
Organism: Prorocentrum cordatum
Lineage: Eukaryota; Dinophyceae; Prorocentrales; Prorocentraceae
Source: the annotation of a GenBank genome assembly
GGCCUGAACGCGGCGAAGUCGCUGUGGCCCCAGCUGCUCGGAGCGCUGCGGCGCGGCGGCGCGGGGGAGGCCGGGCUGCUGGCGAAGCUGCCGGAGCUGCUGGUGGCGUUGCCCACCUCCGCCUGGGGGCCCGGUCGGGGCGAGGCGGUCCUGCAGACGCUCCUGGAGGCUCUGCACAAGCCCCGCACGCCCGCGGUCCAG